Messenger RNA from Papilio machaon (common yellow swallowtail), 1515 nucleotides. RefSeq names its product fukutin-related protein. NCBI's taxonomy places the organism in Eukaryota, Metazoa, Arthropoda, Insecta, Lepidoptera, Papilionidae. Gene Ontology annotation, biological process: protein O-linked glycosylation via mannose. The record is from RefSeq and is a predicted model, not a curated record. The coding region runs from base 19 to 1515 and encodes 498 amino acids. The transcript is spliced from 5 exons. Gene Ontology annotation, cellular component: Golgi apparatus.
ACUCUUUGUACAGCAACAAUGUUAUUUCGAUUCAUGCGCGGCCGCUUUACCUUCAAAAUUUAUUUCCUUUUAACUAUAAUCGCAUUACUUACAAUUUUUGCGUAUUUGUUUCCUCAUUUUAAAUUUUAUCCUAUUGCACCAGUUACUGUUCCUCCCAAUGGUUUACAAUUGCGAACGACUAGACAUUUGUCUAAAAUAUUAACUGUGGUGUUUCGCCAAUUCGAGGAGUUUGAAAAUGAUAUCGCGGAUACCGUGCAAUCUUUCGUUGCUGCAUUUCCUAACAUGCCUGUGGUCAUAUUAUGUCAAGGUCUACAGUAUCCUCCCUUUCAGUUCUCAGCUUCGAAUGAAACUUUGCGUAACGUCAAGAUUGUACCUUUAGAAUUUCGUUUGAACGCAUCGCCCCAUGAACUAAACCCUUUGACUUAUUUGAAUACUGAAUAUGUACUAAUUGUUCCUGAUUCGACAAGAGUAUCUCGUCGUGUAAUGCAACAGAUGGCGAUAGCUGCCACAACCUUUCCUUCUCAGGGUAUAGCUGUAGGUGUGACUAAUUCUCGACUAAUUUGCCAGAAAGUGAAAUGGAAUUCUGUUGAUUGGACAUUACAAUAUAGUAAGGAUUCGUCAGGGAAACUAUGUGAUGCGAUACACGGCCAGCAUGCUCUAUUGAUAAAAACAUCACUUUUGCAAACUCUGCCACAACCAUUUGCAUUACCUUUCCCAGAAUCUUUGUAUCUACAAACAACUGUAAGAAAUAUAAAGAUUCAAAUAGUUGAUGGUAAAUUUGGUGCGGGUAGAAGUGUACUAAAAUCUCCAGCAGCUAAACAAAAAGCUUCAAAACUUGCGCGGGAUGCAAGAAUAAGUCUUUAUAAAGAACUUGGUGUCAAGAUGGUUAUUAGGGAGGACAGUAGAGUGCAGUGGUUUGGUUGUAAAAGGGAUACACAGCGAUGUUUCCCAUCAGUACAAGGGACUCCAUCAUACAUUCUCUCUGGGCAAAACACUCCACCUUGCUGUCGCAGGAACAUUCGUAGGACUGCUGCGCAUGUGCUACGUACUUUGUUACAGGCAGGUGCUCGUUGUUGGCUCGAGACUACAUCCUUAUUGGGUGCCGUUGUUAGAGCUGAUAUUCUUCCAUGGGCAGAAUAUGCUGAAAUAGGCAUCCAUGCUUCGGAUGUUUCACGCGUAUCAUUGUUGCAAAGAGGUGGGGCGGAUUCUGAAGGUUAUAUAUGGGAGAGAGCAACUAAAGGUCAUUACUACAGAGUGGCAUACUCAGCAACCAAUAGCAUUUAUGCAUUAGUGCUGCCUUUUACUGCUAAGAAUGGAACAAUGUGGCCUGCGGAUUGGGUCAUGGCUCAUCAGAAAGAAUUCCCCGAAAGACAUCUACAUCCACUAGCACAGAUACAAUUUGGGGGUCAUCAAGCGCCUGCACCUAAUGAUGCUCCUGCAUUUUUGGAUUUGAAACUUGGCAACUCCGCAGUUGAGAAAUGUAACAAACUUGGUCCAAAGUUACUGUAUCCAUAA